AUCUUACUAUUUUUUGUUUGGUAAAAAAGACGCAUUCUCCGCUUUUUCAUUCACUGUCUACGUAGUAUUUACGAGGUCGGUUAUCUGAGUUAGUAAAUUCCGAGUGGCUCGUGAAGACACCAGUAUUGUUGUUCCUCUAUCUGCUGUGUGUGUGAGUGAGUCGAGUACUGGAGAGUUGUUGUUUUAUAGUUUGCUAUUAGGUUUACAGCAUUUAAAUCCCAAAAUACAGUCUUAACACAUUUGUACGGAUGUUGUCCAGAUGUAAGAACUGCUAAAUGUGUUUCACCAGAGGUCUCUAGCUUGUUAUAAGACGUCACAACAGGAAGCUAGCUUCAGAUGCUAAAUAACAGUUAGAGGCAAAUCAGGGCAGACACACACACACACACACACACACACACACACACACAGGAGACUGAGAGGGUUUGGUUAAAGUGUGUUAAGCUGAUCAUUUGGUAGUGUAUCUGGGGUUAUGAUGGGCAUGACCACUAGAAUAGAGUGUAUAUUCUUCAGUGAGUUUCACCCCACCCUGGGUCCAAAGAUAACAUACCAGGUCCCAGAGGAAUACAUAUCACGGGAGCUCUUUGACACAGUUCAGGUUUAUAUCAUCACCAAGCCAGAACUGCAAAACAAAUUGAUAACAGUCACGGCCAUGGGUAAGAAGCUAAUCGGGUGUCCUGUGUGCAUCGAGCAUAAAAAGUACAGCAGAAAUGCCCUCCUGUUUAACCUUGGCCUUGUUUGUGACGCCCAAACCAACACGUGUGCUCUGGAGCCAAUUGUCAAGAAGCUGUCUGGGUACCUCACGACCCUGGAGCUGGAGAGUGGCUUUAUAUCCAAUGAGGAGAGCAAGCAGAAACUUUUACCCAUUAUGUCGACGUUGUUAGAAGAACUUAAUGCCACAGGAGCCUGCACCUUACCCAUAGAUGAGUCCAACACCAUCCACUUAAAGCUGAUCCAGCUACGAAAGGACCCCCCGAUUGUCCAGGAGUACGAUGUGCCCGUCUUCACCCAAUGCAAAGACCAUUUUAUCAAAUCUCAAUGGGAUCUCACCACUCAACAGAUCCUGCCAUAUAUUGAUGGAUUUAGACACAUCCAGAAAAUCUCUGCUGAAGCGGAUGUAGAGCUGAAUCUUGUUCGCAUUGCGGUGCAGAAUCUCUUGUAUUAUGGUGCCGUGACGUUGGUGUCAAUAUUCCAAUACUCUAAUGUGUAUUGCACCACCCCCAAAGUCCAGAGCCUCAUAGAUGAUAAGUCCAUUCAGGAGGAGUGCCUCAGCUACGUCACUAAGCAAGGUCAGAAGCGUGCGAGUCUGAGAGAUGUGUUCCAGCUGUACUGCGGUCUGAGUCCAGGAACCACAGUCCGAGACCUUUGUUCUCGCUACGCACAGCAGCUUCAAAGGGUUGAUGAGAGGAGGCUGAUCCAAUUUGGACUGAUGAAGUCUCUUAUUCGACGGCUGCAGAAAUAUCCGGUGAAGGUGAUCCGUGACGAGAGGAGCAGGCUGCCUCGACUCUAUACCGGUUGCCAUAGUUAUGAUGAGAUCUGCUGCAAAACAGGGAUCAGUUACCAGGAGCUGGACGAACGUUUGGAAAAUGAUCCCAACAUCGUGGUGUGCUGGAAGUGACGUGAACUUAAAACAGACUGAAAGAUACAGAGAUGCCUCAACCAAAGAUGCCUUCAGUGACGGGAAGAGUGGAAGUGAAGUAGUAUUUUGUAAUUUUUAGGUUAGAUUAGUGUUUUUUUUAAACAAAUCUCAUCAAGAAGCAUACAUUUCUGUUUAGGUCAAGUGAGGAAGGUGAUAUUUAUUAAUAUUGUACAAAAGAUCAUUUGUGAUUAAUAAAAGAUAUUAGACCACAA
Messenger RNA from Sebastes umbrosus (honeycomb rockfish), 1848 nucleotides. RefSeq names its product NPR2 like, GATOR1 complex subunit (gene nprl2). The coding region runs from base 470 to 1615 and encodes 381 amino acids. Gene Ontology annotation, biological process: negative regulation of TORC1 signaling; positive regulation of autophagy; cellular response to amino acid starvation. The record is from RefSeq and is a predicted model, not a curated record. Gene Ontology annotation, cellular component: vacuolar membrane; GATOR1 complex. Gene Ontology annotation, molecular function: GTPase activator activity. The transcript has 12 exons. NCBI's taxonomy places the organism in Eukaryota, Metazoa, Chordata, Actinopteri, Perciformes, Sebastidae.